This is a messenger RNA of Marchantia polymorpha subsp. ruderalis, 2363 nucleotides long. Lineage: Eukaryota; Viridiplantae; Streptophyta; Marchantiopsida; Marchantiales; Marchantiaceae. The record is from the annotation of a GenBank genome assembly.
AACUCAGGCCCAACGGAUUCUGACUCUCUUCAAUGGCCCACGACGCCUCUGCUGCUCCUACUCCGGAUGGAAUAUCUCUCGUUCUUUCCAGUCCUGGGACUGUCUCUCCUGUGCUACAGGUGCUGGACCUGAAGGCCCAAGGGAGUUCCCGAUACAAGUCUCAACUUAGUGACGGCAAGAGGAAGAUCCCUGCUGUACUGAGCUGCUUGAAUUCCGAAAUCCUGUCAGGUGGUCUGCUGAACAUGGGCUUGGUUAAGCUACUGGAUUACACUGUCAGCACUAUUGUCAAUCAAAAGGUGCUUCUCGUGUCUAACUGCGAGGUAGUCAGGUCUCAAUGCGAGUCUGAGUUCUCUUCAUCAACUGAAGUUACGGCGACUGGUGAUGGACACGCAAAGUCAGCGGUGAAGAUAGAGCCUGGUAGUGAUCUGAAGAUGACCGAAGAUGCAUUUACCAACGGGGGCAUUGAGCUGAAGCCCAAAGCAAAAAGUCAAGCCUUCGCGGCGACCGUCAAAAGCGCCUCGCAGAUUAUUAAGGAGCAGAGCGGAUUUGCUGCUCCAGCCAUUACGAAAGGGAUAUCACGGAGGGUGUACCCUCUAGUGUCUCUCAACCCGUACGAGUCAUUAUGGACGAUUAAAGUCAGAGUGACAAGCAAGGGGCCGAUGCGCACCUUCUCCAAUGCUCGUGGUUCGGGGAAUCUUUUCAACGUCGAGCUCACUGAUGAGGAAGGAACUCAAAUUCAGGCCACAAUGUUCAAGGAGGCCGCUGACGAGUUCCACAACAAGCUUCAACUCGGGAAGCUAUACUUUAUCUCGAAUGGUAUUUUGAAGGCAGCAAACAAGCGUUACUCAAAUCUUAAAAAUGACUAUGAGAUGACUCUAAGCACGAAGUCAACAGUCGAAGAGAUACCUGAAGAGGAUGGAAAAGACAAAGUGAUUCCUCUUCUGAAGGUCAAUGUCGUAAAGAUCGCGGACAUGGCCCCCUACGUUAAUGCAAGGGAACUUAUAGAUGUGAUUGGAGUUGUACAAACUGUUGGAUUAAAUGCAAGCGUUCGGCGUAAAAUUACCAACGAGGAGAUUCCUAAGCGCGACGUAACCAUCGCGGACGAAAGCAACAAGACGGUGGUUAUUACUCUAUGGAAUGCCCUUUCAAGUGAUCAAGGAGCUAAAUUAGCGGGCAUGGUUGACGAGGCACCAAUUGUCGUUUUCAGAUCAGUCCGUGUCAGUGACUAUCAAGGCCUAUCUCUUUCAACUGUCUCUCAUAGCACGGUCUUGAUCAACCCCGACAUUCCAGAGGCGAAAGCCCUUCGUCAGUGGUACGAAGAGACUGGGAAAUCUGCAUCCAUGGCCCCCGCUGGAGCAAAUCUGCCGGGGAGGAUGGGAGGAUCUAUGAGCUCAUCAGCUGCAGCCGAGCGCGUUAAACUGGCAGAUGUCACUAAGCCUGAAGUCGGGGAAGGAAAGCCCGCAUACUUCACAGUGAGGGCUUGUAUUAGCUUUAUCAAGCCGGAUCAAGCCAUGUGGUACCUAGCCUGCACAGCUUGCAAUCGCAAGGUGAAUCAAGAAUCGGAUUCAUCUUACUGGUGCGAAGGCUGUUCGAAGAAUUAUGAUACUUGUAACCGCAGAUACAUCAUGCUUGCCAAGAUCUCUGACCAUUCAGGGGAAGCCUGGAUAUCAGCAUUCAACGAGCAAGCAGAAUCAAUUCUAGGCCAUUCGGCUGAGAGACUGAAUGACAUCAAGAGUCAGGACAACGAGCACAAAGAGUACCAGAGAGUGCUGAAAGGGGCUGCAUGGGAGUCAAGAAUGCUGCGUAUCAGUGUACAGCAAAACGAGUAUAUGAGCGAAAAGCGUCAGCGUAUCACAGUUCGUUCGGUGUCUUCAGUGGAUUGGGCUGCCGAAUCCAAGCUUCUGCUCGAAAGGCUUUCCACCCUCCAUUGAUAGUAGUCAAGAAUAAAGUCGCUAGGGCUUGACAUUAGUCAUAGAAAAAUACUUACACGAAGUAUUUUGCUUAGUUAGAAUACUCGUCUGUAAAACACAGUCCAGUGUACAUAGCCGGCAUAACAUCCAGUAUGUUUUAGACUGGAGUAUCUGGCUAUGUACACUGGAUUGGUAAUGUACAGACAAAUUGUAAAUAGUUAGUUCAAACUCGGCUCAUGCCUUCGAACUGAAACGCUCAGUGGAAGGUUGAUGUUUUUAUACAGCCUUUUUGUCGCAAUUCUUACAUGAAUUUCAUGAGAUCAAAGCAUAUUCCAAGCCGAUGUUCGCUUCAGUCUUGUUUGACGGUCAAUGUCGGCAAACUCUAUCACUCCGACAAAUUUGGACCAUAGACUCCCUCUUUCCCUACCCACGAUACUUCGGUACCCGAAAUAG